Loa loa (African eye worm) is the source of this 744-nucleotide messenger RNA. Its product is annotated as EXOSome component family member. NCBI's taxonomy places the organism in Eukaryota, Metazoa, Nematoda, Chromadorea, Rhabditida, Onchocercidae. Gene Ontology annotation, biological process: poly(A)-dependent snoRNA 3'-end processing; nuclear mRNA surveillance; rRNA catabolic process. Bases 1 to 744 code for a protein of 247 amino acids. The transcript has 4 exons. Gene Ontology annotation, cellular component: nucleolus; nuclear exosome (RNase complex); cytoplasmic exosome (RNase complex). The record is from RefSeq and is a predicted model, not a curated record.
AUGAAUAUCAUAUCAGAGCAUGGUUACCGUCAAGAUGGUCGAAAACCAUAUCAAAUUCGAAACCUAAAUUAUAAACUGGGAGUCUAUUCGCAGGCCGAUGGUUCAGCAUAUCUUGAACAAGGCAACACUAAGGUUCUUUGCGCAGUGUAUGGUCCUUACGAACCUAAACAACGAAGUCGUUUGUUGGAGGAUCGUUGCAUCAUCAAUUGUCAGUAUAGCAUGGCCACAUUCUCAACUAAUGAGCGGAAGGAACGACCUCGAGGAGAUCGUCGAUCGCUGGAAUUUGCUCGGUUGAUGGAGAAAGCGUUCGAAGCAGCAGUUCUGACGGAAAACUAUCCACGAUCUCAGAUUGAUGUUUUCUGUGAACUAUUGCAGGCAGAUGGAAGUCAUUUGGCAGCAUGUGUCAAUGUGGGAACAUUAGCACUUGCUGAUGCAGGUGUGCCAAUGCGUGGUUUGGUUGCGGCAGCGUCAUGUGCUUGUGCACCUAAUGGAGUAGCGUGUGUAGACGUUAAUUCGCGCGAAGAAAUGGGUAUCAUUCCUCGACUAACAGUGGCUACAAUAUCGGGGCAAGAUGCAGUUGUGCUGGCUGAGUUACAAAAUAGAUUACAUAAGAAUUAUCUAAUAGUGAUAUUGGAAGCGGCCCGAAGAGCAACAGCUCAUGUACACUCAUGUCUUGAAGCUGCCGUAUUGACUCAUAUUAAGGCUGCCAUUGGUUUACCCUCCGAUAAUGAUGUGGAACUUUGA